CCGACAAUUGCGCGCGAACCCCACCAACUCCACCCUGGGUAUUCGAUACCCAGUUAGACCGCAAAAUGUUCGACAUCGAAGACUACGAUCAGAUCUUUCCAUAUGGGAGCUACGCAGAGGGCUUGCGCAGAGACAUCGCAGAGUGUCAGAGCACACUAGGCGGGCGGACCUUCUUCGAGCGUCUGUUGGAGCUUCUCAAUAUCAAAUGGCGCAAGAUCUACCCUCCGAACGGCGACGACGGAUUGCGCGAACUUCACAAUCGCAUCUGCGAAGCGCCUAUAACCCUGCACUACAAACACUGCCUGAUCUUCUACCUGCUGCGAGAUUUGUCGCCCCACUACAAGACGAGCCCUGAAUGGGCGACACAAUUCGCUACCAGCGUCCACCUCGAGACACGUUUCUGGACUUUUAUAGAAGGGAUCUGGGAGCUAGAUCACCUCCAGUUCGACAAUGCGGUCGGCCACUUGACGCACCCGUCUAUCAUACCCACAUUCCCCGACGAGAUUCUGCUCACGCUAGUCAACCGGAGACACCAUCAGCUGAGCACCAUGUCCGAGACGGAUAUCCUCCCUCUGGCAUACUACAACUGCGUAAAACCGCCGCUUGCGACCGAUGCUGUCAGGCAACCCUUCGUGCGAUAUCUGGCCGCGAGGAAUGUAACAGAGACGUACUACUGGAUUCGCGCACGGCCCGAGCACGAGCAUAGGCAGUUGCUAGAAGCACUCGUGGAGCAGACGCUGGACCAUCGCGCCUGGGGCGCCGGGGAUCCGAGCGACAUCGAAAGCAUAUACCCGAGACAAGAGAAGGCUGUCGAGCUGGUGGGCUUGCCAUUCAGCGAGGAGGAGGAAGAGUGGGUUGAGAAGUUCUUGACCGAGGGCAAAGGAAGGACGCUGAAGGGCGCGGAGGAUACUGUGUUGAUGAGGAAGAUCGCUACUGGAAGGUUGCAUAGCUUUGUGGCUGGAAAGAGCAAACAGGGCAAGGCACAUCAUGGGGUGGACUGGAAGACUCUGAAAGAAGGAGUGAAGAAGGGCCUGGGUCCGAGAGAGGGCGAGGAAGGUUUCAAGGUGUAGACGAUCGAGUCUGUGUCUACAUCUUGACUGAUUUGGAUUAAGGGAUGGGAGUGAACCGAAAGACCGGCCCAUCGUACCACCGGGAGAAGGAAAUGCGUUCUCCGAGGACCGUCGUAUCUGCCUGAGGCUCCCGAGCAAUGUUCCCAACGUACUGGAUAGAGCAUUUGUCACGUGCGUAGAAACGCCGGCUUCUUUGGGACUUGGUACGCGAGGCACUCUCCCAGCCAGUCGUGUGCAGUGCACAUGGUGGACGCGUGGAUGUAUGGGUCUUUCGAAGUACAGAGACAUUCACACAUGUGUUUUGUUAUAGCAGCCACGAGGAUAUAGCAAAG
Molecule: messenger RNA, 1402 nt
Organism: Paraphaeosphaeria sporulosa
Lineage: Eukaryota; Fungi; Ascomycota; Dothideomycetes; Pleosporales; Didymosphaeriaceae
Exons: 2
Coding region: 66-1070 (334 amino acids)
Source: RefSeq, a predicted model, not a curated record